AUGAAUGAUCUUGUUCAAAGCUUUGAGUUAAUCUUGAAUAAACAGAACAGAAAGAAAUCAACAGCUCUUUACAGGGAAACUGUAAACCAAAAAGAACAGUCUUAUAAACCACAAGAUGUGAUAUCAAGUGUAUUUCAUCAGCUUAAAGCUAUACAAAAUGCUGAUUCAUCAAAAAGUGAUAAUCGAACACCAAAAUAUUUACAAAAAUAUAAAAAUUCGACGUUUAGUGUAAAUAAUUUGCCAACAGUAGAUGAAGAGCCACCAAAACAUACAACAAAAUUUGACACACAAUGCAUCUCUGAUACCCAACUUAUGAAUGUAAUAGAAGAUGCAGAAAUUCUAGAAGCUCAUCAGGGAAUGACUCAAGAAUUUGAAACGGCUUUCCUUCACACUAACACAGAACACCAAAGUGAUAAAUAUGUAGAUAGUAGUGGUAUUGAUACUGUUAAAGAGACCAAUCAGUUAAAUGAUAGUGUUAAGAAUAGGGAUAAUAAUGAUGUUGGAGAACAACUAAUUACUGAAAUGUACAAUACUAGUACAGAGAACGAAAUAUUAGAAUUUACAUCUAAAAUAGACCAUAAUAAAGAACCAACAAACAUUAAUAAUGAGUUUAAUGAAAACGAAUCUAGUAAUCUAAAUAAUUUAGUUGAAGAUAUUGAAUUUUCUACAGAAACUAAUCUUAAUAAUAAUACAGAAAGCCAUAACAUUGAAAUGGAACAACUAAGUCAAGUAUUAGUAACAAAAAAAACUAAUUUCAAAAGAAAUCAAAUUAAAACCCGAACCUUUAGUCACAAACCUGAUAGUAAAGAUGAAUAUAGUUCAGAAACUGAAAGUCAGUUUGACCAGAAUUCAGAAACAAACAAUGUUUACAACAAAGAUAGACCACCUGUAUUUACAACCAAAAAUGACAUUUUAAAAUCAAAGUCACCAUCUCCUUUGGUUUUUAAUCUAGAUCAGUUUGAACAGUUUGAGACCAUGGCCCUGUCACUAUUAGAAUCGGAAAGUUGUGCUAUGGGGAUACAUGUAAUAAACUCUCAAAUAUUACAUAAAGAAUUAUGUUUCAAUAUGAAUAAAGAAACAGAUUUAACGGAUUCAGAUAGAGUUAGAGUUGUUGAUGAAAAAGUUGAUCUUGAUGUAGUUAAAGAAAUUAUUACAAUAGACAAUGCAAAUUCAGAAAAGAUUGUUCAUCAGGUAUCAAAGCAAAACAUUCGAGAUGAUUUAAAAAAUAAAAGUGAUAAAUCCAAUGAUGUUUUAAAAGAUGAAAUCCUCUUUAGUAGUGAUGAAGAAGAACAUUCUGUACACAAGGAGUAUCAAGAUCUUCCGUUUACCUGUGCUUUAGAAACCUCCUUUUAUAAUCAGUCAGAUGUUCUGGAUAAGACUAUGUAUGUUGGAUUUCAAACUGCUAGUAAUAGGUCUAUACAGAUUUGUGCAGAUUCAUUUGCUAGAGCUAAAAGCAUUUUGAAUGAUGUGACGAGUGAUGAGAUUACCAUAACUGAAUUGGUGAACAAUUGUAACAGUUCUAUUAAAGAAAAAGAGACAAUUGACAUGUUGAAAGAAUGUACCCCAAAUUUGGAUCAAAAUGCAGAACUAUCACAAGUCAUUCAUCAAGACCUAAAAUUAUCUUCUGGUGACCUAGUUGGCUUUAUGACAGCUAAUAAUAAAAAGAUAGAACUCUCUAAACGGGCUUUAGCCAGAUGUAAAAAAGUAUUUCAGGAUAUUGAUUUGGAUGAAAAGUUCGACUGUAGAAAUGGCGAAGAAGAUUCACAUGAAAAGAAUAAGGAUGAGGACAACAACCAUAUUGAAAGUGAACUUCAUACUUGUGAUACUGAAAAGGAAUUCACUAAAUAUUGUGAAAAUCCUGUUGAUAAUGUUAUAGGUUUUGAUGAAGAAAUGGUAGAAGAGUUUGAAAAUAUUGAAAUGUCUUUGGAUGACUUAAACGUUAAAAAAGCAGUUACAGUGCCAUCGAAUACUUUAAAAAUAAACACUAAAACGUCAUCUGAAGUUGCUUGUGAUAAUACAGAAAAUGUAUUAGAAGAUGUGCCCUUCCAUGAAAAGUCAAAUGAAAAUAUUUCGAAAGAAAAUAAUAUUAAUGAUAACGUACUAUCACAAAUUCUUGGUAAUUAUAAAGUAAAAACACAUAAAACUAAAACUAUUAUAGAUGCUAAAAUAAAUAAUAAUAACCACAUGAAUAUUUCUAAAGAUUAUAGAUUAUGCGCACAAAAUAAAAAUAUGAUUAAUUCUGUAAAGGAAAUAAGCAACGAUGUGUAUAAUGACCAAAAAGGAGAACCUUCAAGUGAGAGAGACGUAAAUUUUAAAACUGAGCCUGAAAAUAUGAAAAUUACACAUGAUGAUAUAGCUCAAACUAAAAACCAUUUUAAAGAUUCUGUUGAGGAAAUACCUAAAGUUGUGUCAAACACAGAGAAAUAUCGAGAUUGUAUAAAAGUGAAUCUUAACCAGCCUUCCACCAGCACAGGUUUUCUUGGCUUUAAGACAGCUAAUAACAAAAAUAUCGAAAUAUCUAAAAAAGCUUGGAGUAAAAGUAAAAACGUGUUUAACGACAUAGAUUCUAUGGAACUUCCUAAAAAAGAAAAUAAAGAUUAUCCAAACUCUUUGCAAAGAAAUAAAUGCAAAGUAAUUGGGAAAGCUGAUAGCAACUACUCAAACAAUGAAAUCCGAUUCGGAGGUUUUAAAACAGCAAGUAAUAAAAUCAUAGAUAUUUCUAAUGAGAGAUUUGCUAAUACUAAAAACAUAUUUAGUGAUAUUAAUUUUACAGAUUUACUCUCUGAGAAGCUAAAUGAGAAUCCACAAGAUGUAAAUGAUCCUGUAACUGGGAAGGAAGUAAGUGAAAUCAAACCAGAGGAAGCUCUUGGGUUUGUUGGUUUUAAAUCGGCUAGCAAUAAAAUGAUAAAGGUAUCUGAAAAAGCUAUAGCUCAAUCAAAAAAUAUUUUCAAAGAUAUAGACACAGAGUUUUCUAAACCACCUUUAAAAGAGAAUCAGGAAGAAGAAGAAAUGAAAACAUAUAACUAUAAAUAUCAGAAAAGUAGUUCAGAGAUUUCUACUGAAUCUAGCUGUGCGGGCUUUAAAACUGCAAGUAAUAAAAAUAUACAGAUUUCUCGAAAUGCUUUGGCUAAAACUAAAGAUAUUUUUAAAAACAUAGAUUCAAAAGACUUUAAACUACCUAAUGUAAAUAAAAAAGAUUACCCUGACUUUGAAGAACAUCUAACUGAAGAACAUGAUGAAAGUAAUGGUAAAAAUCCUUAUAAAAGUGAUAGAGAAAUUACUAACAGUAUUCAGCUUAAGCACUUGGUGGUAAAUAGGAAUCCAGAACUAAAAGUGUUAUUAAAUGUUGAAGAUAAAAAUAAAUGUAUAGAUAAGAAAAGGCAAGACUGUUCCAAUAUAAGACAUGAUAACAAUCCAGAAGAGGACUUAAAUUCUAUUAAAACAUCUAGUAACGAAACUCAUGUAGACUAUAUACCUACGAGUCCAGUUUUCAAUGUACCUUCAGCUCUUAAAAGACCAGUAUUUGCAAAGAGCCCAAAAAAAAGUAUAGCAAUGUUUGAUGAUUUAGAGAAUAGAAAUACGGGGGAUAUUCCCAUUAAUAUUGGAUUCGUGGGAUUUCAUACAGCCAGUAACAAACAAGUAAAAAUCUCCGACAAAGCAUUGGCCAAAAGUAAAAAAAUAUUCCAAGAUCUAGACAGCCGUGAUGACGUUAGUGUGGAGAAUACAAUUACCAAAGCUAAAACCCUAUACCCUGUAGAAAUUCUUCAAGAAAAUCAAGAAAGUACACAAGUAUUUGACAUACCUAUUAAUAAAAAUGAGUUUACAGGAACAUCUUUUAAAGGCUUUCAAACUGCAAGUGAAAAGCCAGUUGAAAUAUCAAGGUCAGCUUUAGAAAAAAGCAAAAAGUUGUUCACAGAUAUAGACAAAGUAAGUCUCAAAGCAAUUGGUAGUUGUGAAUUAGAAAGAAAUAAAACUACAGAUUCAAAAACUUUGACGACAGCUAAAGGACUCAAUUUUAAAGGUUUUCAAACAGCUAGUCAUCAAAAAGUCACCGUAUCUAAGGAGUCUUUGGUUAAAGCUAAACAAUUGUUUAGUGAUCAUGAAAUUCAAAAUAGUGAAGAAAAAGUAACAGUUAAUCCUUCAAAUUUGAAUGUAGGCUUUCAAACUGGCAAUAAUAAAGCUAUUGCUGUAUCCGAAGAAGCUUUGGCGAAAUCUAAAAGAUUGUUUUCCGAAAUAGAUGAAGAAUGUGUCGUAAAUACAGGAAAAAAGGAGAAAAAGAUGCACAAGGAUGAUAUUGAUGCCAUGCUAGACACUCAAGUUCUCAAUAAUUUUGAAGAGACGUUAUAUACAGAAGAUUUUGCAGUAUCUCCUAAGAAUACUAAAAGAUCUGGUAGUCCAAUAUUGUCUUGUCCUAGGGCCAAAAAAACAAAGAAAUUUGAGGUACCUUAUAACUUAAAACAAAUACCAAAACCUAUAGCAAAACCAAUUAAAGAAUCUACUAUUGAAAAUAACAAAAUUUCUUACAGAGAUAACUAUAAAAAGAACAUUACAUUCACGCUUAAGGAUUUAGAUAAUAUGUCAAAAAAUAUGAGUAAACCCAUAGAUCCAUAUUUACGUAGUUUUACAUUCGAAAACUUACUGCAAUUCGAAUUCAAUCACGAGCGAAAUGAUUUGUCCUCUGAUAAUAUGACAGUCGAUUUACUAAAACAAGAAUUCUUAAAUUCUGUUAACGCGAAAUUAAUACCAAGUGGAUGGAUAGAUAACCAUCUUAAACUGAUAUUGUGGAAGUUGAUUUCUUAUGAGAUUAAAUUCAAAUCUUUGUUAGUAUGUACGACUAAAAAUGUGACGGAACAGUUAAAAUUUAGAUAUGACAAAGAGUUAUACAAUGCGCAAAGGCCUGCUCUGAGAAAGAUCUAUGAAAAAGAUGAUUUGCCUUCGAAGACUAUAGCGCUUUGUGUGGUUGGAAUUUACGUGGAUGACUUCUUAGUAUCUAGCGUCACCGACACAUCUUCGAACAUAGAGUUAAUUUUGACAGACGGAUGGUACAGCAUUCGUUGUAAGAUAGAUAAAAUGUUGACUCAGAUAGUGUGCAGUGGUAAAAUCUGUGCUGGCAGCAAAAUUGCGACCACCGGAGCUGAGUUGAUAGGGUGUGAGCAGGGCGUGUCACCUUGGGAGGAUACUUCAGCCAUUCGUCUUAAAAUUUCCGGGAACUCAACCCGCCGAGCCAGGUGGGACGCCAAAUUGGGCUAUCACCGUGGGACCAUCUCGUCCCAACUAUCAUCUAUUCAAGUUAUUGGCGGGAAAGUAUCGAAGCUUCGAGUUUUGGUCACCAGGGUUUAUCCAGCGUUGUAUAUUGAAAAAUUCGAAGAUGGCAGUACUGUUACCAGAUCAGAGCGUCUGGAGAAUAUUCAUCAGAUGAAAACAGAAGCUGAGAGACAGGCAUUCAUGGAGAAACUGUACGAAGAAGUUGAGAAGGAGUUUGCCGAUCAGGAAUCACAGGAUUCUGAAGGUUUAUCUGAUAGUUAUAAAAGGACAUGCAUGGAGAGUGGCUCUCAGAUUGCUAAGAUGAUGAAGCAAAGCAAGGACCCUUCUGAGUUUAGAGCACAAUUAACCGACUCCCAACUGCAUCUGCUAGAAGCCCAUACAUCUAAAAACCGCGACCGUCUUCUCCAAGAUAUACAAGCAAGAGUAAGAGAUAAAAUAGAGAAAGCUGGGGUUUGUGUUAACAGGAAUGUUGUGAGCUUGUUGAAGAUCAGAGUCGCUGGAGUGAUAGAGAAAGAAGAAAAUGUUGAAGUUAGCAAAGGUAUGAUGUCAAUAUGGAAACCCAAUGAUGCCAUACAGGAAGUGAUCAAAGAGGGCGCUUGGAUCGACGUUUUGAAUGUCAUCCCUACUGCGGUCAGGUAUUCGGAAAUCCAAAUCUCAGCGAGCAGACAAUCGGUCUUUAGUGCCACAAAAUACAAGGAACCUGAUAAAUUUAAACCUUACACGAAGCUACUCCAACGCCAAUGGUAUACCAUAAAAGAUUUAGCACAAAAUCCAUCUAUGUCUACCGAUUAUAAUGAAAUCGAUACCGUUGGUCUAAUAUUCUUAAUCGAUCCAUCGAUUAAGGAAUUCGAUUCGACUAAACAAUCAUUUCAAAAUGUCUACUUAGCCGAUUCUGAUAAAAAUAUCAUUUGCGCCAAUUUCUGGGGCGGUUUAAAAAAGUUCGGCUUUCAGAAUGUCUUAGACACGGGACAGGUAUUGGCGUGUGUGAAUUUGCAAAAGAGGGCUGGCAACACUAGGAAAAGUAUCCCUCAGUUUCGGGUAACAGAGUUCUCGUAUUUUACCCAAACACCCAAAAAUGUUGCCGCAAGAAAAAUAUUAGAGGAAUUUAAUAAGAAAUUGAACGGAUUAGAUAGAAGGAAAUUUUGUCAAGAUUGUAUAAUUAUUAAAAAUAGUUUUUCAUACACUAAAAAUAAUGAAAAUAUAUCCCCAUAUAGGUGUAUGAAUUCUGAUGUUAAUAUGUCUAAGAAUAAGGUAUUUAUAGAUUCUCCUUUAGUAAGAACAAACAAGAUGGAUGAUAAUUUCAACCUUACCGGUUUAGAUUUCGAGUCCACUUUCAAACAAGACAGUCAGUUUUCAGAAGAAAUGUUGCAAAGGAAGAAAAAAGUUAACGAAAAGAUUGCCAGAUUAAAAAUGUAUGGUGAACCACCUCCUUUAUCACCCAUACAUAUAAUAAAUAGGUCUAAACAAGCUUGUAGUUCAUAUAAAAGUCCUUUAAUUUCAAGUAAUAGUAAUUCUAAUAUUCACAAUAAUAUCAAAACUGUCAACGAAAAUUCUACCCUAAAAACUGUAGAUAAUUUGCGCAAUAUUUCUGACAGUUCUAUUAAUGUUACCACUAUAGAAAUUACUCCCCAAAAGUGUGGAGUUCAAAGUGAAGUUAGCACCAGUCCUGUACUUUUAAAUAGGACUUAUGUUAAGAAUGUAAAUCCUGUAAAAAUUAAUUUUGAUGUCCAAGAAAAUAAUGAUAGUACUGUUGAUCAUUUUGCUGAGGAGUUUGAGGGGAGUCCACCUUUAAGUCUGGACUGA
This is a messenger RNA of Arctia plantaginis, 7068 nucleotides long. Lineage: Eukaryota; Metazoa; Arthropoda; Insecta; Lepidoptera; Erebidae. The record is from the annotation of a GenBank genome assembly.